UUCAAAUAGUCGUUAAAUACGAUCGCUGAGCAUUCUCUUAGUCCUGAAACGAAAGGAUGGAAGAUGGGGGUAUCCAUUUACUGCCAAGCUUACACCACUAACAUAAUCAAAACUUACAUACACGAAAUCCAAGUGUGGAAAAUCGAAGAAGCCACAAAAGAGAUUAAAGGAAAAGUGAGGCAAACUUGGAUUUACAUUACGGCGUACAUGUGCACGACCACAGCACUAGGUCUCCUGGGUGCGAUAUGCACCUUCGUACCAACUUCGAUAGACAAGGAUCUUAUUUUCGUUUACAAAAUAGUAGAACUGUAUUUUCCGCAAUGGGAAAAUGUUAUCGUGUGGUGUUUAAAACCUACGUUUUUUGUGUUGACCUACGUGGGAAUAAGUGUACCUGGAUUCGCGAUUUUGUAUUUCCACGGCCACGCCAACCUGCAAAAAUUUAUGCUGAAACACUGCAUACAAGAUAUCAACGCCAAGUUCGAGCACGUAGAGUACAUAAGAUGGAACAACGUGGAGUACCACAGACAGAUCGAAGAUAAAUUAAUGUCUUGUGUGAAGUACCACAUCCAGCUCACUGAAAUCGCUUCAAGAGCCUUAGGACUCACGCAAGUGUACGUUUUGCCGUUUCAAAUCAUGGGUACCUGCGUAAUGGCUAGUAUUCUUCUAGUCUUUUUUGCGUUUGAAGGUUCUUUGUCCGACCAGUAUUUUCGCAUGGUACUUAUGAUACUUACGACGUCUGCUAUGUUGCUAGGGUUUGCAGCCGGUGGGCAAGGAAUCGAAGAUUGGUCGGAGGAAAUAUACGAAGCUCUGAGCCAAGUCGAGUGGUACCACUGGAACUCAAAAAACAAAAAGACUUAUCUGUUUUUCCUGAUGCACGCAACGCGAAAAUUCAAGAUCAAGUACUCUGAAAAUAUUUCGCUUAACUAUCAGCUGGGGUUAAAGGUCGUGAACGCCAUUUUCUCCGCCAUGUCGGUCAUAUAUAGUUUACAGCAGAAGAAGAACUCUCGCAGAUUUUACAGUUACUUAUACAGGGCGACAAAUAGUGAUCAAAUAACAAAAACUCCGACAGAGCUGAAUUUUGGUACAGACCUUGGGUACACCAGUAGAAAUAAGUUGUCAAAAGUCCCCAUAGAUCCCAUGUGUUCUAAAAAAGUUAUUCAAGAUAUCGCCGUUCUAAAAGUUGAAGCAGUUACAUUCUACAUGAUAUGCACACAUUUCCACACCACCUGUGAUGUAGUGUACUUGGCGCGUUUUUUUAACGUGGUUUACCCAGGAAACCCAGUUUUUCAAGCUCGAUCGAAGCACAUAGAUUUACGAUAUCAUUUUAUUCGAGACUGUGUGAAGAAGGAGAUCGUGAUUGAGCACGUCGCUACUGAGGAGAUGACAGCGGACAUUCUAACCAAAGAACUUUCCAAGGCUAAGCAUGAAAAGUGUAUACAAGGUCUUGGGAUGAGACGCGACGGAGUAAAGUAUUUGCUUAUAAAUUCGCAAUCUAUCCCAGAGGCCUCGAGUUCGAUCCCCGCAAACCCAUUUUUUCCCUGA
Messenger RNA from Zophobas morio, 1542 nucleotides. RefSeq lists its product as uncharacterized. The transcript has 10 exons. Gene Ontology annotation, cellular component: plasma membrane. Gene Ontology annotation, molecular function: olfactory receptor activity; odorant binding. Bases 64 to 1542 code for a protein of 492 amino acids. Gene Ontology annotation, biological process: sensory perception of smell; detection of chemical stimulus involved in sensory perception of smell. The record is from RefSeq and is a predicted model, not a curated record. Lineage: Eukaryota; Metazoa; Arthropoda; Insecta; Coleoptera; Tenebrionidae.